Messenger RNA from Botrytis fragariae, 1317 nucleotides. RefSeq lists its product as uncharacterized. Lineage: Eukaryota; Fungi; Ascomycota; Leotiomycetes; Helotiales; Sclerotiniaceae. The record is from RefSeq and is a predicted model, not a curated record. The coding region runs from base 1 to 1317 and encodes 438 amino acids. The transcript is spliced from 4 exons.
AUGGCUUCGACAACUCACAAAGAAACACCAGAAAUGUCGAAAUAUGUCGUAUGGCCCCCUAUCAUCAAGCAUGUUGUCCCACUGGGUUAUUUAUACGAUGAGAGCGGGAAUUCCUAUCCUAGAACGGGAGGUAGAUCGAGUGCAUUGCCAAACGGACAUGUGCUAUUCCAAUUCAACAACACAUUCUGCCACAAUGCAGCCGGUCAAUUUUUAGGAAGAACCGAUUCUACACUCUCCUUUCUCACCAAUCCCACAAACCCGGUCAUGUCGAGAUACCUGGCGCCACCAGGAUCAAUCAAUGUUGAAAUCACCGAGAGACAAAUCCCAAGCUUGUUCAAGCGCUUCGAGGAUGAACUUGACAAGAAAAACGAUAAUAAGGUGUUCUGGGCUACCGGUGGAAUUGCAUGGUACCUUAUUACCGGUGCAGCAGCAUAUGGAUGGACAUUCUUCGAAUACAGAGGUAUCAGAAAGGAUGGAUCGACCUUUCUUGUAGCAGUCGGUAUAGCUUCCGUAGAGGUUAAUUACCGGACCAAUCCAACAACUAUUGUAGCGAAGCGUGAGAUGGCUGGCUGGAGCGAGCGCAUCUUAUUUUACCCCAGUGAACCUCGACUUGGAACUUUCUCUGUUCUCUCUGAUGGAAAAUAUUUAUACGCCUACGGACAUAAAGGUGGCGAUCACAAUGGAGAUUAUGACGUGAGCUUGUUGGGAGUACUGGGGGGUGGAAGAGGUUGGGUCAAAAAUCACUUCUUCUCCUGGCCAGUUCUCAAGAAUUAUCAACAUGGGCAAAUAUUCGACACAAAAUUGUUCGGGGAGGCUUCACCAUACAGGUUUGGUUUCGUCGGUUGCACUCGUACAGGAGAUAGCAAGUUAAUGUUCGGAAGAGCUAUUAAUCCUUGGGGCCCAUUCGAAAUUGUCGAACUGAUGAAAGCAUACCCUUUGGGCCAUAUACAAAAGUUUGCAUACACAGCCCAUAUGUUUGCUCACCCCUGGGCAUUUCCUGGGAACAAGGGAGAUCUCAUGGUCACUUGGAGUGAAGGAGGGUCGGCAGGAAAUAUAGUCGCAGUAAAGAUCCGCUUCGAACAGGGCAUCGGUCGCUUACAACCUAAGGAGCUGAGAGUUGUCCAACGCAUCGAGGAACAAUCAGACAGUAACAAUAUCGCAUUAUCGGAACUGCAACUCCACGAUGAGUUGUAUAGCUUUGAACGGUACGAAAAGGACGGUGAGCAAAAAGCUGUGAUCGCCACACCCGAGAAGAAGAAUGUAUUUGAGAAGGCUGCUGCGGCAUUUGGUAAACUAUGUAAUAAGAGUGCUGACUAG